This is a messenger RNA of Botrytis porri, 957 nucleotides long. RefSeq lists its product as uncharacterized. The record is from RefSeq and is a predicted model, not a curated record. The transcript has 2 exons. The coding region runs from base 1 to 957 and encodes 318 amino acids. Lineage: Eukaryota; Fungi; Ascomycota; Leotiomycetes; Helotiales; Sclerotiniaceae.
AUGGAUAUGUUUGCGAAACAAUUUCCCUCCUCUAUGUUUCCAUUUCAGAACAUGGAAGGUAGCUCUGUUCAGAUACAAGCCGAGUAUGCCGACCGCGACCCAAACAACAACAGAAUUCAGCCUGCGUCUCUCAAGACCAACCUGCAAACCCUCAAAGUUUCCAAUGGCUCCCCAGGAAACAAUAAUACAGAUGAUAACGUUGACAUGUCAGGCCUCGAUCAUCCUGUUGGCGGAAUUGUAAACAAUCUGAACAAUCGCGACACGAGGCGCAAACAACACACAUCUAUCAACACCGGUCAGAUUCAUCAGCAAGCUGAAAUGGCACGCAUGCUACAGCCCACCAUCCGAGCACUUCAAUCAGCCACCAAUAAAGCUAUCAACAAUAGUAAGAAGAUCGCAAGUCAAGGCGAAAUCUUUAUAGGACCGAGAUUACCAAAUGGUCGGAAGACUUCGCGACGCCUCCCGGAAAGAGAUUCUUCCAGAGUGAGACGCGAGGAUUCUACCGAGAAGAAACGUAAACGGAAGGAAACGCACAAGACUGUUGUGAACGCGCCCAAUACAAAGCCGAAGAAAGAAAAGAACAAGAAGAAUGGUGGCGCUAACGCUAAAGCUAAGCCUUCGGAGGGUGCUGUCAAGAAGCGCAAGACCAGAAAGCCAAAAGAGGGGAAAGUGGACCACAUGGAAUAUUUGAUGGAACAUCGCAAGCUUGGGGACGUGAAUGCGCUUGCUGCUGCAGAUAAGACUGCCAGAUUAAACACGGACGAGAAAGUGGAUAUCUAUGGUCAUGGACUGAACCCUGCAGAUUGGGAGGCAGUGUAUCAACUGGAAUAUCAGGCGCGUACUGCAAGGCUCAGAGAAAGACAAGCUAGGGACGAACAAGCGUUGAUGUCGGCUUUAAACGGUCUCUCUCUUGAUGUAGCAAGAAUAGGUGGUGAAGAUUAUGAUUUGAUUCUCUGA